AUAACAAUAUUACAGUAAAUUGCAACUAUUGCAAUUUAAAUUUUGCAAAGUUUUAGUAAUAUUAGGUGACGAAAGACAUGUUAACGGUGGUUAAUGGAUUAUUUCCGUUUUUAUCACAUCGUAACAAAUUGAGAUACACAUCACCAACAUCAGAUUACGGAUACGGUUUUAACUUUUAGAAUCCAAUACUUCAUACCGUAGGGAUACAGUAAACAUCAAUAUUGAUCAAUACAAACAGUAUGAGUUGUAUGACUUGUAUGUGUGUAUAAUAAUAUAUUAGCAUAGGUAUUUGUUUUAAAUGAAUUACGAUCAUAACGUUUUUGUUUUUCAAUCGCAAACAAAUUAAUUGAUCAGCAUUUAUACACACCACGUAUUCUACCAACUACCGUUGCCACAUCUUAAUGUUAACGUUUUGUUGAUUCGUAUAAAAUACACAGUUCUAAACAAUAGUAAACGAAAGAAUUAUGGCACCCAAUACGUCGACAGCUACACGUCGUCUGAAACAAGACUAUUUACGACUUAAAAAUGAUCCAGUGCCACAUUUAAUCGCUGAGCCAAAUCCGUCUAACAUAUUGGAAUGGUAUUAUGUAGUAAGUGGACCUGACGAUUCGCCAUAUGCUGGUGGUCAUUAUUUGGGAAGGUUAGUUUUCCCAGAAGAAUUUCCAUUUAAGCCACCCAGCAUUUACAUGAUCACUACUAAUGGCAGGUUCAAAACAAACACUCGUCUGUGUUUGUCUAUAAGUGAUUACCAUCCAGACACAUGGAACCCAGCAUGGAGCGUAUCUACUGUACUCACUGGAUUGCUUAGCUUUAUGCUGGAAAAUCAAAGAACAUUUGGUAGUUUAGAUAUGACUGAUUACGAGAGGCGGCAAUUGGCUGAUCAAAGCUUAGAGUCAAUUGUACGAGACGAACAUUUUUGUGAACUAUUUCCUGAACUUAACACGAAAAUACAAAAAGAAAUUGAGAAACGAAAUUUGGCUAAAGCUAAAGAAGAGCAGUCAUCAAUUGUGGAUGGUAGCCAACUUGAAAACAAUGUUCUUCACCCUGUUGUUAGCAAUAUUCUUAUGGUAGUCGGCUUUGCACUUUUCAUUUACUUGGUCAGAUAUGUUCUGUCUAACAUGAAAAUUGAGUGAAAUUUCCUACUCAUUCUCCUUAUUUAUAAAAAAUUAAAUUAAUUUUAAGUUUUAAAUAAAAUAUGAGUUUUAGUCAUAUGGAUAAAUAUAAUUUAAUCACACAUUGAAAAUUACUGGUUACAACAAUUAUUUAUUUAAAUUAUUGAUAGAAUGAACAACAGUUUUAAUCCUAAAUUUUUUUUUAUCAUC
This is a messenger RNA of Aphis gossypii (cotton aphid), 1322 nucleotides long. Its product is annotated as ubiquitin-conjugating enzyme E2 J2-like. Lineage: Eukaryota; Metazoa; Arthropoda; Insecta; Hemiptera; Aphididae. The transcript is spliced from 4 exons. The coding region runs from base 465 to 1133 and encodes 222 amino acids. The record is from RefSeq and is a predicted model, not a curated record.